AUGCUAAAUAUCUCUCUGUUACAGGCAGGAAACAUCUACAUAGCAGACUAUGCAGUACUGGAGGGAGUGCAAGCCAAUGCCACAGACCCAGAUACCCAGCAGUAUUUGGCUGCUCCCUUCUGCCUGCUGUACAAGAACAGCCAGAAUGAAAUCAUACCGAUUGCUAUUCAGCUCAGCCGUCAGACCACCGCAGGGGUGGGGAACACAGUCUUUCUCCCGAGCGAUAAUCAGUACGACUGGAUGCUGGCCAAGAUGUGGGUGAAAUGCUCCGACUUCAAUGUACACCAGCUGGAAACACACCUUCUCAGGACGCAUCUGACCUCUGAGGUUUUUGCCAUAGCCAUGUACAGACAGCUCUCUGCAGUCCAUCCCAUAUACAAG
This is a messenger RNA of Sinocyclocheilus rhinocerous, 381 nucleotides long. Its product is annotated as arachidonate 5-lipoxygenase-like. Gene Ontology annotation, biological process: lipid oxidation. The transcript has 2 exons. Gene Ontology annotation, molecular function: metal ion binding; oxidoreductase activity, acting on single donors with incorporation of molecular oxygen, incorporation of two atoms of oxygen. Lineage: Eukaryota; Metazoa; Chordata; Actinopteri; Cypriniformes; Cyprinidae. The record is from RefSeq and is a predicted model, not a curated record. The annotation marks the transcript as partial.